AUGGGAGCGUGUUGCAGCUGUGCUAGCGACUCUCGAGACGAUGCCAGUGUGAUGCCAAUAGCUGAAAAUGAAAGGGAAGCAGUUACUUCGUUGCUAGGGUAUCUGGAGGACAAGGACCGGUUUGACUUUUACACGGGGGGUCCUUUGAAAGCGCUGACCACAUUGGUGUAUUCCGACAAUCUAAAUUUGCAAAGAAGUGCAGCCCUCGCUUUUGCAGAAAUCACUGAGAAAUACGUGCGUCCCGUGAGCAGAGAGGCUUUGGAGCCGAUUCUGAUACUGUUACAGAGCAGUGACCCACAGAUUCAAGUUGCAGCGUGCGCUGCGCUUGGAAACCUCGCUGUUAACAACGAAAACAAGAUUUUGAUAGUCAACCUGGGAGGGCUGGAGCCUCUCAUAAGCCAGAUGAUGAGCAACAACGUGGAAGUGCAGUGCAACGCUGUGGGGUGCAUUACGAAUCUGGCGACGCAAGACGACAAUAAGGCCAGAAUAGCACAAUCCGGGGCGCUGGUGCCUCUGACAAAGCUUGCCAAAUCGAAGAAUAUACGGGUUCAAAGAAACGCCACGGGCGCGUUACUGAAUAUGACCCAUUCCGGUGAGAACCGCAAGGAACUCGUGAACGCGGGUGCUGUUCCAGUGCUUGUGUCGUUGUUGUCCUCAACGGAUGCCGAUGUCCAAUACUAUUGCACGACGGCGCUAUCGAAUAUAGCGGUUGAUGAGUCUAACCGGAAGAAACUCUCGCAAACGGAACCCAGACUUGUGUCCAAGCUUGUGGCGUUGAUGGACUCACCGUCCGCAAGGGUCAAGUGCCAGGCUACGUUGGCUCUGAGAAAUCUGGCCUCCGAUACUGGGUAUCAACUCGAGAUAGUGCGCGCCGGCGGACUGCCCCAUCUCGUAAACUUGAUACAGAGUGACUCGAUGCCCUUAGUGCUCGCGAGUGUCGCCUGUAUUCGGAACAUAUCUAUCCAUCCUCUCAACGAAGGUCUCAUUGUGGAUGCUGGCUUUCUGGAGCCCUUGGUUAAACUUCUCGACCUUAAGAACUCUGAAGAGAUUCAAUGCCACGCGGUCUCGACUUUGAGAAACUUGGCUGCGUCUUCGGAAAAGAACAGACAAGACUUUUUCGAGAGCGGAGCGGUCGAGAAAUGUAAAGAGAUGGCUUUGAAUUCGCCCGUCAGUGUCCAGAGCGAAAUUUCGGCUUGCUUUGCGAUACUUGCCUUAGCCGACAAUUCGAAAAUUGAGCUUCUGGAUGCAGACAUUUUGGAGGCUUUGAUUCCGAUGACGUUUUCAACCAAUCAAGAAGUGUCGGGCAACGCCGCUGCAGCAUUGGCGAAUCUCUGUUCGCGGAUCAACAACUACACUAAGAUUAUCGAAUCAUGGGAAGCUCCUGGCGAUGGAGUACGUGGGUUUUUGAUCAGAUUUUUGGAAAGCAAGUACGCUACGUUCGAGCACAUUGCGCUAUGGACCAUUUUGCAACUCUUAGAAAGCCGUGACGAGACCGUCUUGGGCCUAAUCAAGGGAAACAAAGAGAUUGUGAAGAGAAUACGGAAACUGUCCGAGUUGAAUUAUGAAAGCGCACAACGGGCAUCGGCUGCCAUGAGUUCACCUACAUCCCAGACCUCUGAACAAUAUGAUGAUGCAGGGCUCGAACUCUACAAUAUCACUCAGCAAAUUAUUCAAUUUUUGAACUGA
This is a messenger RNA of Lachancea mirantina, 1686 nucleotides long. NCBI's taxonomy places the organism in Eukaryota, Fungi, Ascomycota, Saccharomycetes, Saccharomycetales, Saccharomycetaceae. The record is from the annotation of a GenBank genome assembly.